Salmo salar (Atlantic salmon) is the source of this 1572-nucleotide messenger RNA. RefSeq names its product vascular endothelial growth factor D. Gene Ontology annotation, molecular function: vascular endothelial growth factor receptor binding; growth factor activity; chemoattractant activity. Lineage: Eukaryota; Metazoa; Chordata; Actinopteri; Salmoniformes; Salmonidae. Gene Ontology annotation, biological process: induction of positive chemotaxis; response to hypoxia; positive regulation of angiogenesis. Gene Ontology annotation, cellular component: membrane. The record is from RefSeq and is a predicted model, not a curated record.
GAGAGAGAGAGGUGUCUGUGACCAGGGAGAGAGAGAGGUGUCUGUAACCACGGGGAACGUGACAGGAGCUUGUGUGUGGUCUGAGGAGUCAGCGCCGGUCUGAGAGGGGCUGGUCUGUAGUGAGGAGACUCCUUCCUCUGGCUCUGCUCUCUAUUAUAGAGCAUUACCCAAUACAGAAACGUCUCUCUGUUAUAGAGGAUUACCCAUUAGAGAAACGUCUCUAUUAUAGAGGAUUACCCGUUAGAGAAACGUCUCUAUUAUAGAGGAUUACCCGUUAGAGAAACGUCUCUGUUAUAGAGGAUUACCCGUUAGAGAAACGUCUCUCUGUUAUAGAGGAUUACCCGUUAGAGAAACGUCUCUGUUAUAGAGGAUUACCCAUUAGAGAAACGUCUCUGUUAUAGAGGAUUACCCGUUAGAGAAACGUCUCUGUUAUAGAGGAUUACCCGUUAGAGAAACGUCUCUGUUAUAGAGGAUUACCCGUUAGAGAAACGUCUCUCUGUUAUAGAACAGUCUGUCCAGAGACUGAAAAUUGACCGUACAGAGACAGAAGGAGAACUUUGAACACAGAAGAGAUUGAGAUACAGCAUCGAACCAGAGGAUGCAGAGUAUGCUUGCUGCAAGUGUUGGAAUGAUGCUGGUGUUGGUGAAGUUGAACUUGGGAAUGCCAAAAAAGGUUCAAGAUGAUCCCAGCUCUCUCAGGGUGAUCAACCAGGAGAAGUGGGAGAGGGAUGUGCGUUCGGCCUCCAGUCUGGACGAGCUGCUCAUGCUGACAGACUUCCCUGACUGGAAGCUGUGGAAGUGUCGUCUAAAACUCAAACACCUGGAAACGUCUCCCUCAUCCUCUUCCUCUCAGCCGCCCAACCACCGUUCCUCCUCCUCCUCUGCUGGAUCUGGGUCACACCGCUCCACGCGCUACGCUGUAGCAUCCUACAGCCUGGAGAUACUCAAAGCUAUAGACGAUGAGUGGCAGAAGACCCAGUGCAUGCCCAGAGAGACGUGUGUAGACGUGGCAAAGGAACUGGGCACCACGACCUCCAUGUUCUUCAAGCCCCCCUGCGUGUCAGUCUUCAGGUGUAACGGAUGCUGCAACAAAGAGGGUGUCUCGUGCAGAAACACAAGUACUGCCUAUGUUAAUAAAACACUGCUGAGUGUGAUACCAUUCAAAUACGGACCUGAGCCGGUGUUGAUAAAGGUAGCCAAUCACACAGAGUGUAAGUGUAUGGAACCACCCCUGAUCCGACGGCAAGCCCAUAUACGCUCUCACAGGAGGAACGGGUGCUCUCCGAUGCGUCAGCUCUCUAAAUCGGAGGACUCCAGGCGCCUGUGUGCCAGUGGGUUGAUCUGGGACUGCAUGGCCGACCGCUGUGUGUCCUACCCCUCCACUAAACAACCAGACUUCUCACCCAAUAUGAGAACGGUGGACUGUGACAUAGAUGUUGACAGGUGUGACUGUGUCCCAGACCGCACUAUCCUGUCCCCACAGCCCACCCUAACCCAGGACCCAGACCAUACUACCCUGCAUGUCACCUGAACCAUACUGCCUGUGCUAACAACAAACAGCACUUCAACCAU